Messenger RNA from Chondrus crispus (carragheen), 606 nucleotides. RefSeq lists its product as hypothetical. The record is from RefSeq and is a predicted model, not a curated record. The coding region runs from base 1 to 606 and encodes 201 amino acids. NCBI's taxonomy places the organism in Eukaryota, Rhodophyta, Florideophyceae, Gigartinales, Gigartinaceae. The transcript has a single exon.
AUGUAUAAAUACGUAAAAAAUUUCGACUUCAGCAAGAUGCGAAACGCCCAUUCCGAGCCGUAUUUACACCUUACUCAGGUACACGUCAGCUCAGUGGUUAGAGCAAUGGUCUUACAUGCUUCAGCCCUCAAGUACGCCAUGGGUCCCAAGUUCGAACCUUGGAUGCGGUACGAACACGUUUCGCGGUUUCGCGAUUUUUUUUUGCUGAUGUUGUCUUCAGCACCGCCUCCACACGUGGCAUAUUCGGCAUACUGGAUAUCUUCCCUUGCAGGGGACAUCUUCCCUUUGCACGGGAGCAGGAGGUGCGGUAAGAUACCUGGACAGGCAUGCAAACCUAUCAUGGAAGGCAGCCUUGCAGCCUCUCAUGCGCUCCCGACCACCCGCUGCAUGACUCCCUCGAAAUCCACAUAUACCACGACACCGCUCGUACCUCCGCGGGCCUCCGUCAUCUCAUUCCAUGUACUGUACCAUGAUAGAAGUGUCCCCAUCUCCUCCUUGUUCCAUGCCCAUCCCGCAUCCGUUGAAGAAUUGACAUUCGCAUCUUCCCUGCCUGGCGGUACAUACCUCACGUCCCGGGGCCACCCACCAGUUUCCCUUACGUACUAG